Messenger RNA from Penaeus monodon (black tiger shrimp), 1102 nucleotides. RefSeq names its product beta-1,4-glucuronyltransferase 1-like. Lineage: Eukaryota; Metazoa; Arthropoda; Malacostraca; Decapoda; Penaeidae. The coding region runs from base 77 to 1102 and encodes 341 amino acids. The transcript is spliced from 2 exons. The record is from RefSeq and is a predicted model, not a curated record.
GACGCCGUCUCCGCGGUAACAAGGUGACCCAACAUGCUCGCCGACGGUGCGACGCUGUUGUCUGCCCGCCCCCUGGAUGCUGCUCAACCCCAAGGCGGUGGCGGCUGGUGAGAGCGGCGGUGGAUGGUGGGCGUGCGGGCGUCUCCCCGGCAUGGUGUGGACACGGGCGUGGCGGCGCUGGCAGCGAUGGGCGUGCGUGGGCGUGGGUGUAGUGGUCGGCGCCUGGCUGCUGCUGGCGGCACCUUGUGGCCUGCUGGCAUGUCCGCCCCGAGAGACGGCCGAGGCUCGCUCCGGCGCUGUGAGCGGCGCCGCCACAGCUGAGCUGGAUACGGCGCGCCUCCUGUGCACGUACCUGUCGUCCGUGCCGCAAGGGCGGCAGCGGGAGGCCAAGGGCUCGCCGCAGCUGGGCGACAGCGGUCCCUACAGCGUCAUGUAUGACUGGAUGGCCGCCACGCGCUCCUACGCCGCCAACGAGUCGGUGACGUACACGACGCACACGACGCCGGAGAUGGUGAACCACGUGUCCGAGCUGGCCACCCGCUGGUCCGGGCCGCUCUCGGUUGCCGUCUUCGUGCCACACUCGGACUUCUGCCUCGCCGCCGUCCGCAUCGCGCGCUUACGACUCUGCGGCCCGCCGGAGGUGCGAGAGAAAGUGUCAUGGCACCUGUUCUGGCCGCGCGACGUUCCCCCCGCGGCCGACUGGCACCUCGUGGUGGACGAGACGCUUCUGGACUGCGCGGGGGCCGACGAGGCCCUGGCUGUGCGCGGAUACCGGGCGCGAGAGGUCAUGGCGUACCCGGUGAACGUGGCCCGCAACGUGGCACGGACUGCCGCGCCGACCUGGUUCGUCCUGCCCUCCGACGUGGAGCUGUACCCGUCGGCCGACCUCGCGCAGCAGUUCGUGGCGAUGAUGGCGCGGGUCGGGGCGGGCCAGGACAAGAAGGUGGGCGGCGCCUGGCCGAGGGUGUUCGUGGUGCCCGUGUUCGAAGUGGCGUCGGUGGUGCCCGAAAACAAGGAGGAGCUCGUACGCCAGUACCAGCGCAGCGACGCCGUCUACUUCCACCGCCACGUGUGUGCGCACUGCGGUCCUGCAUCAUGCUGA